Messenger RNA from Condylura cristata (star-nosed mole), 2983 nucleotides. It is a transcript of the gene CARF, whose product is annotated as calcium responsive transcription factor. The record is from RefSeq and is a predicted model, not a curated record. The coding region runs from base 474 to 2639 and encodes 721 amino acids. Gene Ontology annotation, cellular component: nucleus. The transcript is spliced from 17 exons. Gene Ontology annotation, molecular function: DNA-binding transcription factor activity, RNA polymerase II-specific; RNA polymerase II cis-regulatory region sequence-specific DNA binding. Lineage: Eukaryota; Metazoa; Chordata; Mammalia; Eulipotyphla; Talpidae. Gene Ontology annotation, biological process: regulation of transcription by RNA polymerase II.
GACAGCGGUUUAGAAUCAGGCAGAACUGGAUUGCCAAAGUGUGGGCAGAGCGAAAAGAUGUUGCUAUGAAGAUAAAGCUUUCACAUAAAUGAUACUGCUACUAUCUUGAUCUAGUGCCCAUAAAAGGAAGAACCUCAGUGGACACUCAAGGGCGCCGAUGAUAGGAGAAUGCUUGAGACCUGGGAUUUAAACUUGAGUUACUUCCUGAAGGUAACACACACCAAAAAUACUUCUGAAGUUGCAGCUAACACAAUCAAAAAUACUUCUGCAGUAUCCUGGAAGAUGAAGGGUGUGUGUAUAUGUGUGUGUGUGAGAGAGAGAGAGAAAAUCACCACCUACUGAGAACCUCCUAGGUCUCACAUGGCUCAAGCUUUCUGGAAAUGUAUCUUCAUUUUCAAGCCAAUAUUAAGUGGCUUGAUUGUAUAAAAAGCUAUUAAAUAAUAGAAGAACAUGGAACUGAAUAUGACUUCAUCAUGGAACAGUCUGAUUCACUAAUAGUCAACCAUAAUGAUUCCAAAGAGUCAAAAACAGAUUCUCAGCAUCUGACUUGUAUGGAUUCCAGGGAUCCAUCCUUUGGGCAAAAUGGUUCUUCAAGAAUUUUACCAAGCACUACUCAUGAAACAGAAAAUUCACUCACAUCACAGGCUAUCCCUGGGGCCCUGAAUCAGACACAGACUCUUUCUGCAGAACAAUUCCAUCUGGUAGACCAAAAUGGACAACCUGUUCAAUAUGAACUUCAGCCACUGGGGGAUUCUAAUGCACAAAUGAUGAUUGUUGCCAGCCCUUCAGAAAAUGGACAGGUUCUUCAUGUAAUUCCAUCCACCCAGACAGGACUGGCUCAAGUGAUUAUUCCUCAGGGGCAACUUGUGAAUGUGAAUGGUCUGCAGGAUGUUUCUGAAGAGAAACCCAAUGACAGAAACUUACCAACUGUAAGAGUUGAUGCUUUAGCAGACAAUACCAGCAAUUAUAUUCUUCAUCCACAAGCAUCCCUUACAUUGCCCAAAAAGACAGUAACCAGAAUGCUUGAGGAACCCUUGCUGGCCCCUCUGCAGCCACUUUCUUCUAACACACCUAUAUGGGCCUGCCGUCUUAGGAGCUGUGAGAAAAUUGGAGAUUCGUACCGGGGCUACUGUGUAAGUGAGACUGAAUUAGAAAGUAUUCUAACAUUUCACAAGCAGCAGACACAGAGUGUUUGGGGGACCCGCCAGUCUCCAAGCCCAGCCAAGCCAGCUACACGCUUGAUGUGGAAGUCCCAAUAUGUCCCAUAUGAUGGAAUUCCAUUUGUCAAUGCAGGGAGUAGAGCUGUGGUAAUGGAGUGUCAAUAUGGGCCAAGAAGAAAAGGUUUCCAGUUAAAAAAAAUCAGUGAACAGGAAAGCAGGUCUUGCCAACUCUACAAAGCCACUUGUCCAGCUCGGAUUUACAUUAAAAAGGUACAGAAAUUUCCUGAAUAUAGAGUUCCAACAGACCCCAAAAUUGACAAGAAGAUAAUUCGAAUGGAGCAGGAGAAAGCCUUUAACAUGCUGAAGAAGAACUUGGUGGAUGCUGGUGGUGUUCUUAGGUGGUAUGUACAGUUACCUACCCAACAGGCUCAUCAGUAUCAUGAAUUAGAGACUCCUUGCCGUCCUUUGUCACCUUCCCCUUUUCCUGUGUCCUCUCUUGAAGAAGAGGAAUCUGCAGUUAGAGAUGAGAACUGUGCAUUACCCUCCCGCCUGCAUCCUCAAGUUGCACAUAAAAUUCAAGAAUUAGUAUCACAGGGAAUAGAACAAGUAUAUGCAGUAAGGAAACAGUUAAGAAAAUUUGUGGAAAGGGAACUGUUCAAACCCGAUGAGGUGCCUGAAAGACAUAAUUUAUCCUUUUUUCCAACUGUAAAUGAUAUAAAAAAUCACAUCCAUGAAGUACAGAAAUCCUUGAAAAAUGGAGAUAAUGUGUAUAACACAGAGAUUAUUCCAGCAACGCUUCAGUGGACUACAGACAGUGGGAAUAUUCUGAGAGAGACUGUAACAGUUACAUUUGCAGAAGGAAAUUCUCCAGGAGAAUCAGUUACCAACAAAGGAGAAGCACAUCAGACAAGUGGUUCUUUGUCUCCAGAGCCAGCCCACUUGCUGUCCUCAUUGUCCUCAUUUCAGCCAAAAAUAUUCACACAACUGCAGGGUUUGCAGUUGCAACCAAGAUUCACCUCUCCCGAAGGAUCACCAACUCUGAUAUCAGUAAAUAACCACCCUUCCUCCAGCCCUUCAAGACUUCUGGACUCAAUAGGAAGUGAUGUAAUGAAUAAUAAUUCUCUACUGCUUGGUCAGAGUCAUAGCCUUCAAACAGAUACAUGCCUAACCCAGAACAAUAGUGUUGCCUCUACACUAGAUAAUCUUCCAGGAUCAGAUCAAAAUCUGGUUGCAGUGGAUCAGUUGGUGGAAGAUGGAGAUAUUGAGCCUACAGAGAAUCUGGAAAGAAGUGUUCAUCAGAUUCUGCUGGGAGAUGUACAGACCAUUCCAAUACAGAUUAUAGACAGCCAUCCAGCUCUUAUUGAAGAAAACUCAGAAGGUAUAAUUUCUAUGAACCAAGUUAAAGAAGAACCCAAAGAACCAACAUUGUCCAUGGACGCAAAAAAUAAUUUGGACUGUAAGAAAUUAUCUGCUACCUAAAUUAUUGAAGCUCUUCAUAGUUUGCAAAUCUGGUGACUUCUGAUGCAUAAAAAAGAAGGUGAAUAUUGUCAAAGCACAGCAUUGUAAUAAGUGAACUGAAGACUGAUUUGAUGAGCAGCUUGGAUUUAAAACUGAUAAUGUUUGUUGCCAAUUCCAUAUUUUUACCUUAAGAGAUAUUUUAUUCCUAUUUUGUAUAAUUCUUAUGUUUUUUUGAUUAUCUGAUAAGGCCAGUAUUUCAAAAGAAAAUUUGAAUUUAUCCCUGUCUAUACACAAAUAGUUAUCUAAGUCAACCUCUGGAAAUAACAGUUUGGGACUUUUAAAGGCUGAAAGACCCACAACAGAAA